UUAUCGAAUGUACAGAAAAAGUCAAACAACAGGGUUUCCUUCUUUAAUAACAAUAUUUUCAGCACCUAACUAUUUAGAUGUCUACAAUAAUAAAGCUGCUGUAUUAAAGUAUGAAAAUAAUGUGAUGAAUAUCCGGCAAUUCAACUGCUCACCACACCCGUACUGGCUGCCCAAUUUCAUGGAUGUUUUCACUUGGUCAUUGCCAUUUGUUGGUGAAAAAGUUACAGAGAUGCUGGUGAACGUUCUCAGCAUUUGCUCAGAUGAUGAGUUAAUGACUGAGGGAGAAGACCAGUUUGACGAACGACUCAUAUAUGGCAAUAGAAAAGUAGGUACAGCUGCAGCUCGUAAAGAAAUAAUCAGGAACAAAAUCCGGGCAAUUGGCAAGAUGGCAAGAGUCUUCUCUGUGCUCAGGGAGGAAAGUGAAAGUGUGCUGACACUGAAGGGUUUAACACCCACAGGGAUGCUGCCAAGCGGGGUACUGGCUGGAGGACGACAGACUUUACAAAGUGCCACAGUUGAGGCAAUUGAGGCUGAUAAAGCAAUACGAGGAUUCUCUCCACAACACAAAAUCUGCAGUUUUGAAGAAGCAAAGGGAUUGGACAGGAUCAAUGAAAGAAUGCCCCCCAGGAAAGAUGCCAGGCAACAAGAUGGUAUUAAUUCAGUAAACACAAAUGCCAAGGAAAAUAACGGGACUGGCAAUAACAACGCCCAGUGACUGCUCCAUGUCCAGGUUUACUCUCACACCUUGCCUGAGGAGUCCUAGAUUCAUGCUUUGUGAUAGAACAGCUGCAAUAGCCAUGGGACACCGCAAGAUCUAAUAACAGACCGCUCACACUCCUGGGAAUUGCAGCAGAUCCCUGUAUUUAAACUUUUUUCCCAAAAGAAGCAAAAUUAACUCCUAAGAACUGGACUUGUUUAGAACCUGGCACUCUCUCUCUCUCUGGUCUUUGAAUCAUGGGAAAGUAUUGGGCUGUUUUUCAUGAAAGCACAUCUAGUGUAGCAUCUCGCGCUUAUCAUUGUUGACACUCAAGUUUACAAAUGGAAAUCUGUUUUUGUUCACUAGCUAGAAUUUUUUUUUCAAUCAGAAUUUAAGUACAUCCCUCAAAAGCUAUUUAUUUAAAAGACAUUUGUUUUAUUAAAUGUCUUUGAAAGAUAGAUUAGAAUUGUCUUAAGUAUGCCGAGGCUGCAAAAUGUAUUUUGAAAAUCCACAAACAAAUGCCAAAAUGAAAAGUUGGCGGUUCUCUAGUGCUGACCUCAGGUGUAUUAAUUAGAUGUUGCGAAUUAUGUAUUAUACUCACUGUAUUUUUUAGUUUUAAGGAUUAUGGAAAGAUUUCUACAUAGGAACAUUUAUUACUUGAACACAGAUCAAACAAAUAUUUAAUUUAAAUACUUUUUUGCCCAAAAUUUGUUGAAAUUUUUUUCAAUCCUUUAAAAUCAGAAAAAUCUUGAAAAGGAAAAAAAAAAUUUUUUGUUUUUUUUUUAAAAAAAAUUAUGAUUGUUUAUUCUAGGGUACUUUUAAUUGAGCAAUGUACAUUAUGUUAAAGUAAAUUUUGAUUCAUAUCAAGUCUGUAAAGCUUGGCAUUGUAUUUUGUGUAUGCAUGUUUUCUUUUUUGCAAAUAUUUAAUAUAUAAACCUAUGAUGUACAGGAACUGCAUCUAUAGGUUAAAUAGAUGUUAUGGAUACUUUUUAGUUUAUUGUGAGUAUUGCAUUUUCUUCUAUGGCUGAUCACAUGACUGCGUAACUGCAGGAGACUUUUUUUUAAAUUCUAUUUCUGCAUAGACUAAAAGCAUUCUAAGCAUUUGUUUAGACUAUGCAGAACGUGAGACAAUUGCUCUAUCCAACUGUUAAAACAGUAACUGUUAAUCCAAGACUGCAUGGUAAUUUUUUUGAUAUUUGCCGGACUGCUGAGUUUGAAAACUCCAACAAUUUACUUAUUUGUUCCACAAAUGAGAUGUUUUGAUUUUCAUUGUAUUUUUGGUAUAUAUUUUGACAUUUAACCUUUUCAUCUUUGCAGUCACUUGAAACAUAUGUCUGUUAAAGUCAUCUCUCCAUCUCCUUUACCAUAUUCUACAAAUUGUACAUACUCCUCAUCCAGGUCGCAAAUUUUAUGCAUGUUCUGAAUUACUAAAGAGUUUUAUAACAGUAGCACACAAUACAUUUUGUGCAUGGGCCGCUGCUAUGAACAGUGUGUCUUUUUUGUAUGUCCCGCCCUUUUGCUUUUUAAUAUAAUCUAGAAUAAAAGAAUAAAAUACAGUUCCCUGAUGGCUAAAAGAGUUAAAAUUGCCACACCAUCCUGCAACAAAAAUUACUGAAUUCUGUAUAAUUUUUCAUCGAGAACCUUCUCUAAAUGUGUAAUCCCUCUAUUAUAAAAUGUAUGUUUCUUCUAUACUGCCAAACUUCUUCCUCUACAAUAUGCAACCUAUUUGCAGGCGAUAAUGUAUGAUGUUCUCCCAAAUAAAAUGAAAAUGUAUUUAAAAAGAAA
This is a messenger RNA of Pseudophryne corroboree (corroboree frog), 2482 nucleotides long. RefSeq names its product serine/threonine-protein phosphatase 2B catalytic subunit beta isoform-like. Gene Ontology annotation, biological process: calcineurin-mediated signaling. Gene Ontology annotation, molecular function: calmodulin binding; calmodulin-dependent protein phosphatase activity. The transcript is spliced from 8 exons. The annotation marks the transcript as partial. NCBI's taxonomy places the organism in Eukaryota, Metazoa, Chordata, Amphibia, Anura, Myobatrachidae. The record is from RefSeq and is a predicted model, not a curated record. Gene Ontology annotation, cellular component: cytoplasm; calcineurin complex.